Messenger RNA from Sesamum indicum (sesame), 1159 nucleotides. It is a transcript of the gene MSRA5, whose product is annotated as Peptide methionine sulfoxide reductase family protein. NCBI's taxonomy places the organism in Eukaryota, Viridiplantae, Streptophyta, Magnoliopsida, Lamiales, Pedaliaceae. Gene Ontology annotation, biological process: cellular response to oxidative stress. The record is from RefSeq and is a predicted model, not a curated record. Gene Ontology annotation, molecular function: peptide-methionine (S)-S-oxide reductase activity. Gene Ontology annotation, cellular component: cytoplasm.
UCUGGCAAUUUUACCUCUCCUCUUUUCUUCUGUAGUUUCUAUAUCUAUGAAAAUUCAUAUCUUCCACAUUUUUCCUGUGUGAAAGAUGAAGCUGACUGCUUCAGUUUUGCUCGUGACUGUUAUUAUUUCUUGGGCGGCAAGCCCAGCUCUGAGCAUCAGAUUUCCGGAUCGGAUCUCAGGAAACGUGAAUGCCUUAUCUGAGCAGCCACUCAGAACUGCGGUUUUCGCCCUCGGCAGCUUUUGGAGGUCUGAGGCUGCGUUUGGAUGCUUGGACGGCGUCGUACGGACAGCCGCAGGUUAUUCUGGUGGAUCCAGACCUAACCCGGAGUACCGAAGCUUAGGUGAUCACGCUGAGUGUGUGCAGAUAGAAUAUAAUCCCAGGAUUAUUAGUUUCAGAGAACUACUUGAUGUCUUUUGGACUAGUCAUGAUUCUAGGCAAGUAUUUGGGCAAGGUCCUGAUGUUGGAAAUCAAUACAGGUCUAUAAUCUUCACAAAUGGAACUGAAGAAACCAGGUCGGCUGCUCUCAGCAAAGAAAGGGAGCAAACACGGUCAAAGACCAGUGUUGUCACCACUCAAAUUCAACAGCUAGGAACGUUUUAUCCUGCAGAGCCUGAACAUCAGAAAUUUGAGCUUAAACGGAACCCUUUUCUUCUUCAAUUGAUUGGAAACUUGCCAGAAGAGGAGCUUGAGCAGUCUACCCUGGCAACAAAGCUUAAUGGAUAUGCUGCAGAGCUUUGUCCACCUAGGAUGCAGAGGCAGAUUGAUGCUAAGAUCGAUGACAUUAUAAGAAAAGGUUGGCCGAUCCUAAGGGAGAUUUAAUUUGACUUUCUGCAUAUCCUAGUUGAUACACAACUUUACAAGCCAUUUUGUGCGCUAAUUUGGGCCGAUAUCUACCAGCUGACAGAACCCUCUCUUGAUUAGAGAUCCAUUUGUUCACAGCGGAAUAGUGCAGAAAAGCCCUUUGGAACUGAGCCUGCUAAUUCAGGUGUGUAGUGUCUCUGAUGCUGGACUCCAGGUGGUUUCGUGGAUUUAGUGUUCUUGUGUCAACUUUACCGUUUGUAAUUCUUUUAUAUGACACGAGACUGCUCAUUGAGAAUGUAAUAUGAAAAAUUAAUAGCUGAAUUUAUCAACUCUUUUUGUGCUUUCACUGACUGAUUA